AUGGACCCCUCUGACCCUCUUCUCAGUGAGCUCUGCUCAAUAUGCCACGUCAACCCCCCAAAAUACCGCUGUCCGCGCUGCUCAACACGCACCUGCUCUCUCCCCUGUACACGCCGCCAUAAACUCUGGUCGCAAUGUUCCGGUGUCCGUGAUCCAGCCGCAUACCUCAAGCGAAGCGAACUCGCCAGCGAAGCCGCAUUUGACAGGGACUUUAACUUUAUCACUGGCAUUGAGCGCACGCUGGAGCGCGCCGAGCGAGAUGUGGAAAAUCGGGGGAUUGAGUUGGCGCGCGGGCAGGUGGUGCCAGGUGAAGAGGGCCAGGACGAGGCAAGCGCAAGUGCUGCUGCUGGUGCAGGACGGAAGAGGAAGCAUCCCACGCAGGGCCUGGUGAAAGGUGAAGCUGCAUUCUUGCGUGGCGCGGAGGCUGGUCGGGUGAAGGUUCUUCGGGCGCCGAGGGGGAUGUCGAGGAAUAAGCAGAAUACGUCACGGUGGCAUCCUAAGCACAAGUGUCUCAGCUGGACGGUGGAAUGGAUUUCCGCCGCUGGGGAAAAGACUAUUCGCAAUGCGUUGGAGACAUACCCCAUCUCCGAGGUAUAUGACCGGGCUUUCCCACUUCCCAGGGAGGAGCGGCCCAGUACAGAGAAGAAAGAAAAAGAAGUUUCACAGGAGAAGACUGCUGCAGAGCAACCAUUAACAUCUCCCGCCACCGAGAAGCCCGAUGGCUCAGUGCCUCCAGCAACAACUACAGCCACGGAAUCCAAAGGCCCAGAAUCAACAACCCCAGAAGCAAACGAAACACCCACCGGACAAGCUGAGGAAACAGAACAAAAUCUCCCUGUGAUCCCACACCGCAAUCUCUACUUCUACCUGCACCGCCCAAGAACAACUACCAAAAAACCAGUGCUAGUCCCGCUCCCACCCACCGCAAAACUGGUAGCCGUGCUACAUGACCGUACAGUCCUCGAAUUCCCCACCAUCUACGCGCUCCCAGAGUCCCCUGAGAAAAUGCUCGAGUCGAAGGAGACAUCUCCGUUUAUUCUGGAAGAGGAAUAUCUUCGGACGGCUGCGCCGGAGGAAGUGGGUGAUAGAUCUACGGAUGGGGAGCAGGAGGGGACGACGGAGGCUGGAGAUGGUGCGGGGGGUGUGGAUUUAAAGGAUGUGGAUGAGGAGAAGGUUAUGGAAGUCUUGAGGCAGGAUUUGUUUGACAGUGUGUGA
Messenger RNA from Penicillium brasilianum, 1215 nucleotides. NCBI's taxonomy places the organism in Eukaryota, Fungi, Ascomycota, Eurotiomycetes, Eurotiales, Aspergillaceae. The record is from the annotation of a GenBank genome assembly.